UUAUGCAGGACCUUGAGCCAACGGGAUCCGAUAUCGCCUUCACCUCAGGAGGGUUGAGCCAGCGGACACAGAGGGCCUUCUAUCCCACCGAGCCCUGGAAGAGAGUAUUUUUCCGCUUCUUCUUCAUCCCCAGCUCCAACCAUGUACUCUGCAGGCCUGGAGAUCCUCGGGAUGAUCCUGGCCGUGGCCGGCUGGCUGGGGGUGAUGGUGACCUGCGGCCUGCCCAUGUGGCGGGUCGCUGCCUUCAUCGGGCAGAACAUUGUCAUCUCUCAGGUGAUCUGGGAGGGCUUGUGGAUGAACUGUUCAGUGCAGAGCACGGGACAGAUGCACUGCAGGGUGCACGAAUCCAUGCUGGGGCUACCGGUGGACCUGCAGGCAGCUCGUGCCUUGGUCAUUGUCUCCAUGGUGCUGUCUAUAGUGGGCAUCGGCCUGUCGGUGGCUGGGGCCAAGUGCACCAACUGCAGCCGGGACGUGAGCAGCAAACCGCGGCUCAUGGUAGCUGCUGGAGUGACCUUCGUGGUGGCGGGGCUGUUGCUGCUGGUGGCCGUGUCCUGGACAGCCAACGCCAUCGUACUGGGCUUCUACGACCCCAUGCUGGAGGAGACGGGGAAGAGGGAGUUUGGUAAUGCUCUGUACUUUGGCUGGGCUUCCUCCUGCCUCCUCAUCCUGGGGGGAGCCCUGCUCUGCUGCUCCUGCCCAGCUCCAGCAGCGACUGUUGGUGGCUCCAUGCCCCAUCGGGUGGACUACUCAGCUGUCAAGACUAUGUCCGUCAAUGGAUACCCCAGAAGAGACUAUGUAUGAACGUGUGACAUGUCGCAGAUGAACAUAAGAUGACUCGUGUUACA
Gymnodraco acuticeps is the source of this 845-nucleotide messenger RNA. RefSeq names its product claudin-4. Gene Ontology annotation, molecular function: structural molecule activity. Bases 142 to 801 code for a protein of 219 amino acids. The transcript has a single exon. Gene Ontology annotation, biological process: bicellular tight junction assembly; cell adhesion. The record is from RefSeq and is a predicted model, not a curated record. NCBI's taxonomy places the organism in Eukaryota, Metazoa, Chordata, Actinopteri, Perciformes, Bathydraconidae. Gene Ontology annotation, cellular component: bicellular tight junction; plasma membrane.